AUGACUGCUCGUCAGCUUGCCGCCCUUCGUGAACUUGCCGCGCUUGCUGAGGUCGGUGAUGCUCCAAGUCCAGCUCCGCCGACGAGCAUUCGGGUGAUCCCAAACCCGCGGCUGACAAGGCGCCGCUUCUCGCAAGCGCUUGCGACCGACUUGGCCAACACUUCGGCCUCCUCGAGCCCUCGCCCUCUCCGAGCUCCUCGCCUCUCUCGACGCUAG
Microbotryum saponariae is the source of this 216-nucleotide messenger RNA. The record is from the annotation of a GenBank genome assembly. Lineage: Eukaryota; Fungi; Basidiomycota; Microbotryomycetes; Microbotryales; Microbotryaceae.